AAGAAUCCCAGAUUCCAAACGAUACUUAUCUUCGGAGGCCCAAAUUCAACGGGAUAUGGACACCGAAUAUCUUUCUGUUUCCAAAUUCGAUUUCUUGUGGAACAAGCAACGGCGCCUAUAAAACGGACUGGAAACCCAACAGUUUUCCUCACUCGCUUUGCUUUCCUCCAUCCCUUAACUCCCCUGUACCAGACCACCGAGUCUCAAGACGGAGCGAGUCCGUCGCCCCCGCCGGCAUUGGCACAUUCAUGGCUUCCUUUUUAGUGUUGGUAAGGGAGAAGAGUGAUGAUUCUUUUGCAGUUUCCCAUGUUUCAAGAAAUAGUUCGAGGAUCUCGAUGAAGUUUCCUGUUAAGCGUGAUUUUCCGCCCGGUUUGGGAAGGAAUUCGGGUUCGGAGCCGAUGGUUGACAGCAACAGAAUGGAUGAUUUCCAGCCUGGAGUGGUGGGCAGGGAGAGUGAGGAUGAUUCUGCUGUUUCUAAGGUUUCAAGGAAUGCUUCAAGAAGCUGGUCGAAGUUUCCUGUUAAGCGUGAUUUUCCGUCUGGUUUGGUUCGGAAUUCGUGUUUGGAACGGAUGGAAGUGAGCAACAGAAUGGAUAAGGAAAAUGAAAUUAGAUUCAUUAAUGGGUAUCAGGGUGAAGGAAUUCUUAACCCUUGCCCAAGAAUUUUGAAGGAAUUUCCUGUUAGGAGGGAUUUUCCUUGUCCUGGAGGUCGAAGUUCAGGUCCAGUAAUGGGCAAUACUUCAACCAAUGACCAAUCUGCUGAUGAGCAUCAGCGUGGAGGAGUUGUUAGUUCUCCAAGAAUCUUGAAGGAAUUUCCUUUUAAUAGGGAUUUUCCUGUAGGUCUUGGAGGUAGAGAUUCCUGUUUGGUUUCAACAAACAACUCACCCAAUGCAAAGUCGAUUGCAUAUGACAAACCAUUAGAUGGUUGUGUUUCAGGUGAGUUUUAUGAUUGUUCCAAUGCUAGAGAAACUAGCUUGCCAUUAGUUGGAAAUGGUGAGGAGCCAUUAUCGAGAAUCUCCAGGGAGUUUCCUCUUAAGCAAGAUUCUCCUCUUAAUGGGGUUGAGCAUUUUCUUAGCAAAAAUGCUAGCAAUAAGGAUUGCAAUGUAGAUCAUGUGAAAGUUAGGCAGGCUAUCAGUCUUUUUCGAGGGCUAUUCUCCAAGCUCUCUUUUGAACAAAAAGCAAGGUUUCGAGGGUCAUCUUUUCCCAUAAAAGUAGCAAUGGUCAUGCAAAAGCAAAAACAAUGGGUUAAUAUCGGCAAGCGGCUGGGGCUAGUUCCUGGAGUUGAAGUUGGUGAUGAGUUCCAAUGGAGGGCGGAACUGUGUGUUGUUGGUCUGCAUUAUAAUUUUGUGCAUGGUAUAAGUUACAUUAAGAAAAAUGGAAAGAUUUUAGCCACUAGUGUUGUUGAUUCUUGGCGAUAUGUGAAUGAAGUCAAUGGUGUCAACUCCUUUGAUGAUGUGAUCUACACAGGGCAAGGCAACAAUCCACAUAUUUCGAAGACAGAAGUAGAAGAUCAGACCCUUGUGCAAGGAAACCUUGCAUUAAAGAAUAGCAUGGAUGCUAGAACUCCUAUAAGGGUUAUUAGGAAGUAUAAACAAAAACCUUUUAGAACUAAUUCAAAGAGUUAUUACAAUAGAAAUUAUCAGUUUAUUUACAUUGGCUUGUUCAUGGUAGAGGAUUAUUGGCAAGAGAGAGGGGAAUUUGGCAAACUUGUAUUCAAGUUUUUGCUUAAAAGGAUAUUGGGGCAACAAAACGUCUCAGGGUGGACAAGUGACAAUAAAGAAUGAUUAAAGUCCAGAAACUGAUGAUCAAGCUAAAGUUAUACGAGGGAAGGCUAUGCUUCGCAGACAUGGAGUCGCUUGAUAAUGCUGUACAUGUUGAUUAUUUUCAAAAUAAUUUGAAGAUCUGUAUCGAGUUUCAAUUGUUGUCUAUAACAUAUGCUCAUGCAAUGGUUUGGUUGUCCUUCUUGGUCAUGAUGUAAAUCUGUGGAACACUUCAAAAAGAUCAUCACGUUAUCAAAACUCCUCAGUACUGUCAAAUUGAAAUGUUCCCACAGAGGAUCAUUUGCCUGUAGUUUUGGAUUUGACUUUCAUGAUUAUUGU
This is a messenger RNA of Rubroshorea leprosula, 2096 nucleotides long. NCBI's taxonomy places the organism in Eukaryota, Viridiplantae, Streptophyta, Magnoliopsida, Malvales, Dipterocarpaceae. The record is from the annotation of a GenBank genome assembly.